Molecule: messenger RNA, 4398 nt
Organism: Gadus morhua (Atlantic cod)
Lineage: Eukaryota; Metazoa; Chordata; Actinopteri; Gadiformes; Gadidae
Gene: runx1t1
Product: RUNX1 partner transcriptional co-repressor 1
Exons: 11
Coding region: 540-2441 (633 amino acids)
Biological process (GO): DNA-templated transcription; negative regulation of DNA-templated transcription
Cellular component (GO): nucleus
Molecular function (GO): transcription corepressor activity
Source: RefSeq, a predicted model, not a curated record
GCGCGCUGCUCCUCCUCUCCUCAUCACAGACACCGACACGGUCCGGACCGGAGAGCACAGAGCAGAAGGAACGACCAGCGGCGGGAUCACAUGUUGUGGUUUCCUUUUUUACAUUUCCAUCAUAGUUAGAAGCCACAGAGUUCAUUUCCGACCUGCUCUUACGAAUGACGGAUUUCGAAGGCACGUGAAAGGAUCGGGAUUGCGGAAAAUCAUACAGAGUGGCCCGCGCGCUGAAAUCAGACAGCCCCGCGCGCUGCUCCGCUGCUGCUGCGGCUGCAUCCUCGUGCUCAUCUCCUUGCCGCCUCCUCCGCUCCCUGUUGGUGUUGGGAACAUCCCCCGGUUUUUUCCUAUUCAACUCUUUUCUACAAAUAAAACCCAAGUAAUUGCCCCUCGAGAGCCCUGUACCUUCUGUGUGUUGGAGUUGGAGCUCAUUUCCUGAUCCAUUGACUGGACUGAGAACCCUAAACGGACCGGGAGGACCUCGUAGGAGACAAGGACUGGGAGGACAGGGAUUAUUUGAGCCCACAACACCGUACCGCAUGGUGGGAAUUUCUGCCUCUUUUCAGUAUCGCACUGGGCAGCGCUCCACCAUGCCCGACUCACCUGCAGACGUCAAGACACAGUCGAGGUUGACCCCCCCCACCAUGCCUCCUCCACCAAGCACGCAGGGAGCCCCCCGCAGCAGCUCCUACACCCCAACCACACUAACCAACGGCAGCAGUCACUCCCCGACGGCGCUGAAUGGCGCCCCCUCCCCUCCUAACGGCUACAGCAACGGCCCCAGCUCCUCGUCCUCGUCCUCGCUAGCCAAUCAGCAGCUGCCGCCGGCCUGCGGCGCCCGGCAGCUCAGCAAGCUGAAGCGCUUCCUCACCACGCUGCAGCAGUUCGGCAACGACAUCUCGCCCGAGAUCGGGGAGCGCGUCCGGACGCUGGUCCUGGGCCUGGUGAAUUCGACGUUAACCAUAGAGGAAUUUCACUCCAAGCUCCAAGAAGCCACCAACUUCCCUCUGCGACCUUUUGUCAUUCCCUUUCUGAAGGCCAACCUGCCCCUGCUGCAGAGAGAGCUGCUGCACUGCGCACGGCUCGCCAAGCAGAACCCGGCCCAGUACCUGGCCCAGCAUGAGCAGCUGCUGCUGGACACCAGCACCACCUCCCCGGUGGACUCCUCCGAGCUCCUGCUGGACGUCAAUGACAACGGCAAGCGGAGGACCCCAGACAGAACCAAAGAGAAUGGCUUUGACCGCGACAGCAGCAUGCACCCCGAGCUUCACCCCAGCAAGAGGCCCUGCACCAUAAGCCCCGCCCAGCGCUUCAGCCCGUCCAAUGGAAUCGCCUACCAGCCCAACGGCCUCCCGCCCCCGGGCCCGCCUCCCCCGCAGCACUAUAGGCUUGACGACAUGGCCAUCGCACACCACUACCGUGACACAUACAGACACCCCACCUCCAACCACCGGGAGGUCCGGGACCGGGCCCGGCCCAUCGGUGAGUCCCUAGGUAUGCACACAGGCGCCCGGCAGGAGGAGGUUAUCGACCACCGGCUGACAGACAGGGAGUGGGCAGAGGAGUGGAAGCACCUUGACCAUGUAAGAAAACUGCUGAACUGCAUCAUGGACAUGGUGGAGAAGACGCGCCGGUCGCUCACCGUGCUGCGGCGCUGCCAGGAGGCCGACCGCGAGGAGCUCAACUACUGGAUCCGCCGCUACAGCGACGCCGAGGAGAUGAAGAAGGGCGCAGCCAGCGGGCAGUCCCGCCAGCAGAGCCCCGCGGGGCAGGACAACGCAACGCAGCCAGAGAUUCACAGAGAGAUGCUGCAUCGGCCUGUCUCCACUGGCUACGUCCCUGAGGAGAUCUGGAAGAAAGCUGACAACGUGUUGCUGACGCGUUCCGCUGCCCCACUCUCUCCAGAAGAGGCGGUGAACGAGGUGAAGCGGCAGGCCAUGUCGGAGCUGCAGAAGGCCGUAUCGGAGGCGGAGCGGAAAGCUCAUGACAUGAUCAGCACCGAGCGCGCCAAGAUGGAGCGCACGGUGGCUGAGGCAAAGCGCCAGGCGGCCGAGGAUGCACUGUCAGUCAUCAACCAGCAGGAGGACUCCAGCGAGAGCUGCUGGAACUGCGGUCGUAAGGCCAGCGAGACGUGCAGCGGCUGCAACACAGCGCGCUACUGCGGCUCCUUCUGCCAGCACAAGGACUGGGAGAAGCACCACCACGUGUGCGGCCAGACCCUCCAGGCCCAGCAGCAGCAGCAGCAGCAGGCCAGCCAGCAGCAAGGGGGGGGUGGCCCCGGGCCUGAGACUCCGGCCCCUGUCAGCUCCUCCGCCUGCACCCCUAGCAGCGGUGCCGGGAGCCCGGCGGCCACCCCGCCCGCCACGGCUGUCGCAGCCCUGUGCUCGGUCCCUCCGGGCCCACUUUUGACCACGGCCCUGGACGGAACGCCGCGCCAAUAGAGGCGGGAGGACUCCGAGACGGAGGACGGACAGCGCCAAAAAGAAGAAAAAAUAAAAAACGCCCAAACUCGGUCCUGUGCUCUUGACUGUGAAACCCCCCACGCCAUUCUAAGCAGCACAACUCUCUCAAUUUGGCUCUCAAAGAUGCUGAACAGGUGGGAACAGGAACAGAAUGGUCGAUUUUAUUUUGCGCUCCCUUUGUCAUUAGCAGCAGGAGGAGAAGGUCCAUACUCGGGUCAUAUUGACUUGCCCUGACUUAUAUAUACAAAGAUAUUCUUUGUUUUUAAUUAUUCAUUAUUGGUGUCCCUUUUAAUUGUUACUAUGCUGAUUAUCGUUGUCUUUGUUUGUCGUUGUCGUGGCUGUUCUGAUUAUUGUUGACAUCAUUGUUGCUUAUCUUCCAUUUUAUUGGUGUAAAUAUGAACAUAAGAGACUAAGGGAGCUCAAGAGAAGAACGACCCUUUAUUAUUAUUAUUUUUUUUAUUAUUAUUUCCCUCCUAAACCUGGGACAUGAAACAUGUUGACCUCAAGAAGACACUUUACCAAACAAUAUACCAAGGACUUUUGACUAGCUAGCAUAGCUAAUCUUUUAGCGACUGAUAUUGUAUGUAAAGAAAGGUAUUAAAACUAAAAAUAACCUGCCAAACAAAGUAUGCCGGACAGACAUACAGAAAGAAAGACACAAGGGUUGGACUGGAUCUCUUACCCAGCGAGACCUGCCAAGGAAAGGCAGAUGUGCAGCAUAUUGCGAGGAAAUCCAGAUGUUUGCCGCAAUGUUAUUCCCUCUGACUUCGAAUAAUAUCCAGGUCAGUGGGCCGGGAAACACAAAGCUGUCUCCUUGGAACAGUGUAAAAAUGAACCAUUUCUUGAACAAGCAGCACACAAAAAUGUAUAUGGAUAUACCGAGGACAGGUUUCAAUUGUGCAAAUUUUGCCGGGACAACUCGAGGAGUUCAGUUCCUCACAUCAGUAGGAAAGCAGAACGGCUGUGGUCAAACAACAGGAAGUCUUUCCUCUAACGUUCCUGCCACUUCCCAAACCCAUGCUCUGGAAACAGAUGAUUUUUGUUGUUGUUCUUCAUCUGCUUCUUCCUAUUUUCCACUGUAGAUGUCAUGGUGUGGAACACUUUUGUCACAUGGUGUGGCAAAAUGGUUAUUUCCUGUAUCUGUGUUGGAUAUUUGUGACGACGAAUAGCACCCGACCUCGUCACAAGAACUUCCCUUAUCCCUCUCUCUUUCUCAACCCUUCUAUCUUUCUCAAGCUAGUGUGAAAAGAGAUAAGAGAAACAGAAGUGUUGUCCACUUCUGGGCUGAUUUUCUAUUCUGUGUAUAGGUGGUGGAUCUCUUGGUGUCCAUGUUUUAUCCUCCCCUUCUCCCAUUUUUUUUCAAGAAAAGACAAGCUAUAUCUCAGAGCUGCUAGACCAGCCCAUAUCUUUUCUGAGAAGCUAGCAUGUUUCACGCGGAAUGCUAACCUAAAUGUUUGUACAAGGGACGUACAUCAAUGUAUUUGCACUGUCACAGAGGACAUUUCAGCAUGCUUCUUUUGUUUUUAGCACAAAUGUUUUGUUGUUAUAGAGCCAUUUUCCACAGACCAAUUCUUUGUACAUAGUGCUGGUGUAUCUGAUCUGUGAAUUUUUUCCUCUUUUUUUGUAAUGUUGGGUAAAUGUAAAAUCACAAAAUUUAGUAAUUGUAAAACAUAUUUCUCUCAACAUGCUAAAGAAAGCUGUGGUAGCUUCUUUCUUUUGUUUUCGAGUAACUGACAGUGCAUGCACAUUAUGAUCGUUGGUUAAAUAUAUGUUAUUUUUUAGAAAAACACAAAACCACACAAAAACAACAGAAAAAUAGAAACUACUUAAAAACAUUGCUUUCCAAAUUCCAAGGUGUAUAUCUAAUUGACAGCUUUAACAUUGCACCAAAUUACAAACAAUAAAAGCAGAAGAGAUAAAAAAAAUACAAUUACCA